This is a messenger RNA of Lethenteron reissneri (Far Eastern brook lamprey), 1518 nucleotides long. RefSeq names its product ras-related protein Rab-2A-like. The record is from RefSeq and is a predicted model, not a curated record. Gene Ontology annotation, molecular function: GTPase activity; GTP binding. NCBI's taxonomy places the organism in Eukaryota, Metazoa, Chordata, Hyperoartia, Petromyzontiformes, Petromyzontidae.
CUUGCGCAUGCGCAGUGAGUAGCGGGUGACGCGACAGCUCUAGCAAGGGUUUGUGUGGGCCCUGUGUGGAUAAUCCUUUACUAGUUCAUUUUUUUUGUAAGUUUCCUUCAGUUGAGUUCACAUAUAUUCUUGUUUCGUCCGUUGUACCGUGGGUUUUUGCGGCCAAGCCGAGAUGUCAUACGCCUAUCUCUUCAAAUACAUCAUCAUCGGCGAUACGGGUGUGGGGAAGUCGUGCCUGCUGCUGCAGUUCACAGACAAGCGCUUCCAGCCCGUGCACGACCUCACCAUAGGAGUCGAGUUUGGUGCACGGAUGAUCAACAUUGAUGGGAAGCAGGUGAAACUACAAAUAUGGGACACGGCGGGGCAGGAAUCGUUCCGCUCCAUCACGCGCUCCUACUACCGCGGUGCCGCCGGGGCCCUCCUGGUCUACGACAUCACCAGGAGAGACACGUUCAACCACCUGACCACAUGGCUGGAGGACGCUCGCCAGCACUCGAGCUCCAACAUGAUCAUCAUGCUCAUCGGCAACAAGAGUGACCUGGAGUCCCGACGUGACGUGAAGCGCGAGGAGGGCGAGGCGUUUGCACGCGAGCACGGCCUUGUGUUCAUGGAGACAUCCGCCAAGACUGCGGCCAACGUCGAGGAGGCCUUCAUCAACACAGCCAAAGAGAUCUACCAGAAAAUUCAAGAAGGAGUAUUUGACAUCAACAAUGAGGCGAACGGCAUUAAGAUCGGGCCCCAGCACACACCGGUGGGUUCGGCUGCUCCUGGUGCAGCAGGCAGCGCCCAGGGUGGCGUGGGCUGCUGCUAGUGCCUCCUGGGAGAGAUGACGGUAGUGGCGAUGGCGGCGGCAGCGGCGGCGAUUGCGGUGUUGGUGGUCACGCGUACGUGUGGUGCUGGAGGUGGGGAGGGGUGGGCGGAGGGUACUCCAGAGAACGAGAGACACCCACCCAACCGUGGCAGCGAUCGGGCACGAGGGGCAGCGCUUGCCCUAUUUUGCUUUGCGUGAUGUCACGGUGCGUGCGUGUGUAUGUUACGUGCGUCGUGACAAACCCGUUUCCCCCCCCCCCCCCCGUCGACCCCACGUGAACCCCGCUUCCCCCAUACACACCACACUCGAUACACCGCUGUGUAUUCUGCGAGUACUGGCUGCCCUUCCACCCACAUCCCUCCGUACAUCACUCCACAGCCCAGCUGACAUCUCCCUGCCUAAACCUUUGUCCUCUGCCUUCCAACCCCCCCUCCCCUCCCCGCCUCCCCGCCUCCCGUUAUCCUGUGACGGGUUUUUGCACUCCGGUUUGAGUUUGUGAAAAUGACAGCGCUGCGAGUGUUCUCCGUGCGGGAGAGGGGGUCACCUGCAGCUGAGCUGCCCAGGAAGUUGUCGGGUUCGGUUGGAGUCUUGAGUAGGUGGCGGUGACGCAUCUGUUUUCUUUUGGCCAUUAGACGGAAUAUUGACCACUGCUUGUUUUUUUGUUGUUGUAUUAUAUGCAGAUUAAAGACCACGAUGCUUUUCGUUAA